Messenger RNA from Dioszegia hungarica, 396 nucleotides. RefSeq lists its product as uncharacterized. The transcript is spliced from 4 exons. Bases 1 to 396 code for a protein of 131 amino acids. The record is from RefSeq and is a predicted model, not a curated record. NCBI's taxonomy places the organism in Eukaryota, Fungi, Basidiomycota, Tremellomycetes, Tremellales, Bulleribasidiaceae.
AUGUCCACCUCCAACACCACCUUCAGCGGCCCCACCCCUGCCCUCCUCGCCACUCUCCCUCGGUCCAUGAGCAUGUCCUCUGCCUCGUCCGUCUCGUCCACCUCCAGCGUCUACUCCCGGACCGCGGAUGAUCUCAUCGAUCGGUUGGCUGCCCAGGAUCCCCACUCGACCCUCCACCUCUGGUCCGCUGGCAACAUCCGUCUCUCGUCCGGCCGAGACUUGACCGUACCCAUCCAGGAGUCCACGGAGCUUAUCAAAGCCAUGCAGCGGGACGCCAGGUUUGAGCUCGUCGGCGUACACCACUAUGGCCACGACGAGGACGACUGGAAGAUCUCCUUCCGCCGUACGACCAUCAUCUAUGCCCCCUCCUCCCCUUCUCUCUCCGACUCGGAGUGA